Messenger RNA from Necator americanus (New World hookworm), 624 nucleotides. RefSeq lists its product as uncharacterized. The transcript has 6 exons. Gene Ontology annotation, biological process: Golgi organization; endoplasmic reticulum to Golgi vesicle-mediated transport; intracellular protein transport. Lineage: Eukaryota; Metazoa; Nematoda; Chromadorea; Rhabditida; Ancylostomatidae. The record is from RefSeq and is a predicted model, not a curated record. Gene Ontology annotation, cellular component: COPII-coated ER to Golgi transport vesicle; endoplasmic reticulum; endoplasmic reticulum-Golgi intermediate compartment. The coding region runs from base 1 to 624 and encodes 207 amino acids.
AUGAGGACCAUCACCUCGUUGGUCCUUCUGUUAUUGAUUGAUGUUGUUACCGCUAUUCGUUUCUACGUGCCGGCUAAUACCAAAAAGUGUUUGAAGGAGGAAAUUCACAAGAAUAUCGUCGUCACUGGAGAAUACGAAUUCAGCGAAGGUGUUGGUUACGCGGGAAGUGUCCAUGUAACUGAUACCCGUGGGCACAUUUUGUAUAAACGCGAAAAAUUCCACGAAACAAAGGGGAAAUUCGCUUUCACUACCGACGAAUAUGACAUUUUCGAAAUUUGCAUAACCAAUCACGCUCCUGUUGGCGCAGGGCACGCUCAAGCUCGGGAGGUGUUAUUGAAGAUGAAACACGGUGUCGAAGCGAAAAACUACGAUGAUAUAGCAAAGGCAGAGAAGCUGAAGCCACUGGAGGUUGAACUGCGACGCCUCGAAGAUUUGUCGGAUCAGAUCGUGAAGGACUUUGCUUUUAUGCGGCAGCGCGAGGAGGAGAUGAGGAAUACAAAUGAGUCUACGAAUAGCCGUGUACUUUACUUGUCCAUCUUUUCGAUGCUUUGCCUACUAUCACUAGCUGCAUGGCAGGUCAUGUUUCUGCGCAACUAUUUCAAACAGAAGAAGCUUAUUGAUUGA